AUGGCCGAAAAGACAGCCGUCGUCACCGACAAGGCACCGAAGGCCCUGCCCGGCAUCUACAGCCAGGCCAUCAAGGCCAACGGCUUCGUCUUCGUCUCGGGCGCCGUCCCCAUGGACCACGAGACCAUGAAGAUCAUCGACGGCGGCGUCCAGGCCCACACGCCCCCGCUCGCUCACCUGCUGACCUCCGCUGUGCAGCACCAAUGCAUCAAGAACCUAACGGCCAUCCUCGAGGCCGCGGGCUCCGAUAUCAACAAGGUCGUCAAGGUCAACGUCUUCCUGUCCAACAUGGACGACUUUGUCGCCAUGAACGAGAUCUACAGCCAGUACUGGGGCAAGGUGAAGCCAUGCCGCACGUGUGUUGCGGUUAAGACGUUGCCCCUGAACGUGGAUGUCGAGAUUGAGUGCACGGCUACGUACUAA
Molecule: messenger RNA, 423 nt
Organism: Anthostomella pinea
Lineage: Eukaryota; Fungi; Ascomycota; Sordariomycetes; Xylariales; Xylariaceae
Source: the annotation of a GenBank genome assembly